This is a messenger RNA of Brienomyrus brachyistius, 1245 nucleotides long. Its product is annotated as calpain small subunit 1-like. Gene Ontology annotation, molecular function: calcium ion binding. The record is from RefSeq and is a predicted model, not a curated record. The transcript has 11 exons. Bases 169 to 825 code for a protein of 218 amino acids. Lineage: Eukaryota; Metazoa; Chordata; Actinopteri; Osteoglossiformes; Mormyridae.
ACGUGUUUCCCUUCCGGUUAUCCUCAGUCUGGGUGUGUUUGGCUGUAGGGGCGUUUCAGGCUAAAACAGGAAUGACUCGAUGCCUGAACAGGUUUUUUACAGCCACUGGAGCAGUCGGUGGAUUCGGCAGAGUUUUCCUCUUAAGCAACCCUCCGAAUAAAUUUCAAGAUGUCAUUUUUAUUAAAAAAAAUGGUUGGUGGUCUUAUCGACUACGCUAUGAGUAACAUCGAUUCCAGCCAGUUUGCACCUUCAGAACCUCCUCCACCACAAAUGCAUCAGACACAUGCUGAGCUGAAUGAGAGCGCUGAAGAGAAGCAGUUCCGCAGGGUCUUCCAGCAGCUGGCCGGGGAGGACAUGGAGGUGAGCCCUAAUGAACUGAUGGGGAUUCUCAACAAAAUCAUCAGCAAACAUUCCGACCUGAAAACUGACGGCUUCAGCCUUGAAUCUUGCCGGAGCAUGGUGGCGGUCAUGGAUGGUGACAGCAGUGGCAAGUUGGGAUUCCAUGAAUUCAAGUAUUUAUGGAACAACAUCAAGAAGUGGCAGGGUAUAUACAAGGCGUUUGAUGCAGACCGUUCAGGUACCAUUGAUGGAAAUGAGUUGCCCAAAGCUUUCAGAGCUGCAGGCUUCCCCCUCAACGAUCAGCUGUUCCAGAUGAUCGUUCGCCGGUAUUCUGAUGAAAGUGGGAGCAUGGACUUUGAUAAUUACAUUGGCUGCCUGGUGAGGCUGGAUGCCAUGUGCCGUGCUUUCAAGACCCUUGACAAGGAUAACAAUGGAACUGUCAAUGUCAAUAUUCAGGAGUGGUUGCAGUUAACCAUGUACUCCUGAGACAUGGAGCUAUGGGACUGCCUCUUCAUCCUUAUCCCUGUUUCCACACUUGACUGCUUUGCUCCCUUCCUUUGUACUAUGCUUGACUCCUCUGAAUGAGCUUCUUCUAGUUUAUAGUGCUGGGGAAACAAUUUGUCGAAAGGAACUUCUAAAACAUUUUAUUGAUAUUUACAUUAAAGUUAUGUUACACUGUUCACAGGCACAAACUAAAUAAUAUUCUGGAUUUUGAUACCUUGAAACUUCGUUUCUGUUGUAUGUAAAAACACUGUAGGUGCGUUACUCUGUGCACAGGCUGGUUUCAGUAUACAACACAACCACUAGAUGGCAUACUAGUAUAAUUCCAAAUAAGACCUAGAUAAAGAUGUUUACUUUUUGGCAGCCGAAUAAAGGACAUUUGAAUAAAAGAAUGAUUAUCUAUCA